AUGGUUUUAAUUCAGAUUAAUAACCCAUUCCUUCAGAGAAUUGGCGACUUUCACUCUCAAGAAAAGGUUACUUUGAAUAUUGAUAACGUCGAAAUUGUGUUACAGAAAGCUUUUGCAGUUGCAUAUUCUCAAAAGAUUCACAGAGAUUAUGUUUUAGAUCGUCGAAUUUCAAAAAUUACAAUUCAUACUGGAAUACAAUCAAAACAUACAUAUGAUGUUUUAAAAUAUAUCCUACAAGACAGAAAACCGGAAAUCGAAUGCAAUUUAGUGGUUUUAAAUGAUUUAUUUAAUGUAGGAAUAGCUCUAGAAAUGAGUGAAUUGAUAUCCUUAUACCAAAUGUAUGUUAUUAAUGAAAUGUGUUUAGAUCGAAAUAAUUGCAUUAAAUUACUUGAAUUUUAUUAUGACAUCAAUUCCGAGCAAAAGACUUUAGAAUGUACUGAUUUUAUUUCAUCACAUUUCUUUGAAAUUGACGAAACUCAGCUUAAAUCUAUUUCAAAGAAACUUGGUUUUAAUAUUUUCGAGAGAAUAUUUUGCAAUAAUAAACUAACAAUAAAUGAUGAAGAUUCUUUAGCAUCUUUUAUAAUUUCUUUAACUAAAGAAUGUGAAGAAUUUGCUCAAUUGAUUGAGAAUAUUCAUUUAGAAUUUUGCAGCGAACAAAUUAUUAAUGAAAUCAGAGAUAUAACAAACUCAAUUAACUACAUGAGUAUUGUCAAUUCUCUCUAUGAUUCCUUAUUAAGGACAAGAAAUAUAAAUCAGAAAAAUUCUCGUUGUUUUGAAUCUCAAAUUAAUGAAACAGUAAUUUUAUCAAAGAUUAGUGAAUUAAAAGAUUCUGAAGAUUUUAAUACUGUCUACAAAUUCCUUGAUAAUCUUUCAACUCUAGGCAAACAAAAUUUGAUGUCGGAAGCAUGUAAAGAAGGACUUUGGGAAAUGAAAAAUGAUUCUGGAAAUAAUAUUCUUCUAAAAACUGCUAAAAAAGGAAAUCUAAGACUUGUUAAAUCUCUUAUUGAAUGUGGCUGUAAUAUUGAAACAAAGAACAAUGAUGGAUUUACACCUCUUAUUCUUGCAUCACGAGAAGGAAAACUUGAUGUUGUUAAAUAUCUUCUCGAUGCUGGAGCCGAUAAGAAUGCUAAAACUAUCUAUGAAAACACUUCGCUUAUUUGGGCAAUAUCAAGAGGUCAACUUGAAGUUGUAAAACAUCUUCUUUUUAUCGGAUAUGAUUUAGAAGAAAAGAAUAAUUAUGGAAAUACUCCACUUAUUGUCGCAUCAAUGUGUGGCAAUCUUGAAGUAGUCGAAUGUCUUAUCUCCGCUGGAUCAGAUAAAGAAGCAAAGAAUAAUUACGGUAAUACUGUUCUCAUGAUGGCUUGCAAGUUUGGUCGUCUUGAAACAGUACAUUAUCUAAUAUCUAUUAAAUGUAAUAAAGAAGCGAAGAACGACGAUGGAAAUACUGCUCUAUUUUUGGCUUCAGAAGAAGGUCAACUCGAAGUAGUUAAAUAUUUAAUCUCUGUUGGUGCUGAUACAAAAGCAAAGAACAAUGACGGAAACACUCCUGAUUCUGUUGCUAAAGAAAAUGUAAAAGAUUAUCUGAUGCAAAUUAAAACAUAA
This is a messenger RNA of Trichomonas vaginalis G3, 1602 nucleotides long. RefSeq names its product nerve growth factor signaling pathway. Lineage: Eukaryota; Parabasalia; Trichomonadida; Trichomonadidae. The transcript has a single exon. The coding region runs from base 1 to 1602 and encodes 533 amino acids. The record is from RefSeq and is a predicted model, not a curated record. Gene Ontology annotation, molecular function: protein binding.